AUGCGGGAAAGAGUGCAGCAAUACCGAAUCGAUCCCCAUCAAGGGAGUCGAUAUUUCCGCGAAAAUCCAUCACGUCGAAGACAGAAAAAAAAAUCCGACACUGCUGAUAAGCUGCACGACUUCAUGACCGAUUGCAAGAACAUCUCUCAUGCACCAGAUGAAGAAGAGAAUAAUUCAUGCAUUCCUCUUCCGUUUAUUUCCUCCUACAUCUUCCGCUUUCUUCCGGUGUACAGAGAUGUUCCGUUCUCUUUUCUCGACGCCGACGACGACGACGACGACGACGACUCACGAUCAAUAAGUCAUAAAUCACGUCAGGAUGGCAUUGACGGAGCGGAAACCCGGCCAGCUGAAUAA
Molecule: messenger RNA, 354 nt
Organism: Notodromas monacha
Lineage: Eukaryota; Metazoa; Arthropoda; Ostracoda; Podocopida; Cyprididae
Source: the annotation of a GenBank genome assembly